Protopterus annectens (West African lungfish) is the source of this 2406-nucleotide messenger RNA. Its product is annotated as chondroitin sulfate synthase 3-like. Lineage: Eukaryota; Metazoa; Chordata; Ceratodontiformes; Protopteridae. Gene Ontology annotation, cellular component: Golgi cisterna membrane. Bases 1 to 1596 code for a protein of 531 amino acids. Gene Ontology annotation, molecular function: glucuronosyl-N-acetylgalactosaminyl-proteoglycan 4-beta-N-acetylgalactosaminyltransferase activity. The record is from RefSeq and is a predicted model, not a curated record. The transcript has 2 exons.
AUGACCUCGGAUUAUUCGGACAUGAUGCAACAGCUGUUUUAUGAAAACUAUGAACACAACAAGAAAGGCUACAUACAGGAUUUACACAAUAGUAAAAUCCAUUAUGCCAUUACACUCCAUCCUAACAAGAGGCCAGCUUUUCAGUACAGACUUCACAGUUAUAUGCUGAGUCGAAAGAUAUCAAACCUGAGAUAUCGCACUAUUGAGCUUCAUAGAGAAAGUGUCAAAAUGAGCAAACUUAGUAACACUGAAAUCCAAAAGAAAGACCAACAGCUUGGAAUGAUGCCAUCAUUUACACGCUUCCAGCCCCAUGAAAGAAAUGAAGUGCUUGAAUGGGAAUUUUUAACAGGAAAACAUGUCUACUCCAUGUCUGAAAAUCAAAUGCCCCGUCAAGGAAUAAACACCGCUCUUCGCUCAGCUCUAGAUGACAUUUUAAUGCAGAUAAUGGACAUCAUUAAUGAAAGUUCUAAGUCAAGAGGGCGUGUCAUUGAGUUCAAAGAGAUUCAGUACGGGUAUAGAAGAGUCGAUCCUUUGCAUGGAGCAGAGUAUGUCUUAGAUCUGAUGCUUCUGUAUAAGAAACACAAGGGCAGAAAAGUUACUGUACCAGUGAGGCGGCAUGCAUAUCUUCAGCAGACAUUCAGCAAACCAUUUUUUAGAGAGGUCGAGGAGCUCGAAUUUGAUGAGUUCUUGGAAAAUUCUGAUGCUGAAUCACAGUCUUUUUCAUUCCUUUCUAAUUCCUUAAAAAUGUUUUCACCAUUUCAGUUUACUAAGUCUGCCAAAAGUGUUGAGGGCCAUGGUGAUAAGAAAAUUCACUUUAUAGUUCCACUCACAGGGAGAUAUGAUAUUUUUGUGAGGUUCAUGGAAAACUUUGAGAGAACAUGCCUUAUUCCAAAGCAAAAUGUAAAACUAGCCAUAAUAUUGUUUUAUUCAGACUCCAAUCAAGAUAAAGACAAGCACAUGGAAUUGUUAAAUAAUUAUCGCGCUAAAUAUCCCAGUGCAGAUAUAACAAUCAUACCUAUGGCAGGAGAGUUCUCCAGAGGUUUAGCUUUACAAGUUGGAUCAUCGCACUUUGAGAAUGACACUUUGUUACUCUUUUGUGACAUUGAUCUAGUUUUUACACCAGAUUUUCUGCAACGCUGCAGAGACAAUACAGUUCAAGGACAGCAAGUGUAUUAUCCAAUCAUCUUCAGUCAGUAUAAUCCAGAAAUUGUCUUUAGAGCAAACACAGCAUCUGACAAUAGCUUUGUCUUUACAAAGAAAAGUGGUUUCUGGAGGGACUAUGGGUUUGGAAUCACUUGCAUAUACAAAAGUGAUCUUAUGAAAGUUGGUGGGUUUGAUACCUCGAUUCAGGGGUGGGGACUUGAGGAUGUAGACCUCUUUAAUAAAGUCAUCUCUUCUGGGAUAAAUGUAUUUAGAAGUCAAGAAGUAGGAGUUGUUCACAUUUAUCACCCUGUUUACUGUGACCCAAAUUUAGAUCCUAAGCAGUACAGGAUGUGCUUGGGAUCAAAAGCAAGUACUUUUGCAUCUACCAUGCAGCUUGCUGAGAUGUGGUUUGAAAAACAUUUCAGUGUUGGGUUUAACCACACAAUGUCCUGACAUGCAUAGUCGUCCUACUCACAUGAGGUGUUCUGUCUUAUUUAAGUUUCUUCCUCUUGUGUUCAUAACCUGUUUUGCUCUGUCUUCCAAUGAGCAGUGACACUUUAUUUUUUUUCCUGCAUUGUCAGUGUUUCAGCAUUUGGCUGAUUUUUUAACCUAUUUUUUUAAAUGAAAAUGGAAUAAACUGUAGCAAUGAAAAAAGUAUUUUGGAAGCACAUCUGCAAAUGAAGGUCACCAGAUAAAUGCAUGCAGGUGCAACAUUACUCUCUUUAGGCUUUAAACUAUGGUACGAAGUAUAUCAAUUGUUGUCUUUGCUGGGCUAAUACUGUAAGAAAUGAAACGCAGUACUAGAGAAGGUACCACAAAAGUGCUUUAAGCUUCCUCAAGGAAGAAAAACUGUAAUAAAAGAAAACAUGAGUUUUAUAAUUUAUACAAAGACUUUAAAAUGUAUAAGAUACUUUUCUUUAUCUCAGUAUUUUUAAAAUAUGUGAAUAACUCUAUGACUGUAUCUUUAUUUUUUAAAAAGAUGCUUAUGGGUAAAAUAUUCCCUGAAACAAAUGGUACUGGAUACCAAGGUUGUGAGAUAUCUUAUUAUUAUUAAUAUCAAUAUUAUUAUUAGUACUAUGUUCCUUGUAGUAUGUAUCCAAACAGUGAGCAAACUGCUUUCUUAAAGAAACAAAAUGCAUUCAAAUAUGAAUUUAUAUCCAUGUAGCUUUGUGACAAUAAUGACCUUAACUUUUGCUGGCAGCAUAAAAAAAUAUGAGAGAAAUGGUUAUUUAUAAUAAACUAUUGGAAAAUGGAAUCCAUUUA